Messenger RNA from Megachile rotundata (alfalfa leafcutting bee), 1775 nucleotides. Its product is annotated as sorting nexin-24. Gene Ontology annotation, molecular function: phosphatidylinositol phosphate binding. The record is from RefSeq and is a predicted model, not a curated record. NCBI's taxonomy places the organism in Eukaryota, Metazoa, Arthropoda, Insecta, Hymenoptera, Megachilidae.
UGUAUGACAAACACAUUGGUCAUCGCCUGAAUUGACAGACGUUUGUAUGCAAUACAAAAGUACUGUGAUCGAAGCGUCGCGUUUUCUGUGUAAUCUGUGAUAUCGCUUUAUCGUACGUGUUUUAAGGACUUUAGAAAAUUGCUAGCGAUGCGAUGUAUCAAGUUUUCAUUAGCGGAUACCGUUUGGCCGAGGUGUCACACGGCAAACCCUAUUAUGUUUACUGCAUCGAAAUAUUGGAGCCAGAAACUGGUACUCGGUAUUAUAUCGAGAGAAGAUACAGCCAAUUUAGCGCGUUACAUCGCACGUUGAAGAAGGAAAAUGCGGACAUCGCUUCGUUUCCGCCGAAGAGGGUCAGAAAUUCGCAGCCAAAGGUACUUGAGCAAAGGCGAGCUGCACUAGAAUUGUACGUCCAAAAAAUGCUAAGGCUUUCAGCCACGAAGCAACAGGUUCUCAAUUUUCUGGGUAUAGAAACUCGAACUGCUAGUGCGUCAUAUAAAAGCACGUAUAAAGACACGGAAGAUACGCAGCACGUUCAUCCCAAUGCCUUUGGUCACCAUCCAGUAUUAACGUUUGAAUGUGAUCCAUACGCUUAUCCGAACGGGACGUCAAACAGUCUUCCAGACAUCGUGAUCAAUGGAGUUCUUUUAGGUAUAUACAAGUCCUGAGCAGUUUGUGAACCAUUAAAUUCCUGGAGAGUUGAUCAGGAAGAACUUAGUAAAAAAAAAAAAACGAAUUCAACAUGCACGAAGUGUCUGUUGCUCUAUCUCUACCGAGAGAUAAAAAAUACGGUGGGUGUACGUCGAUGAACGCGUGCAGGAGUAGGUGCUUCCAUUUCCGACAUAUUUCAAUACGACGAACGAAAAAACAAAGGACGAGAAAUGGAAGAAUUCGAUGGAGUUAAUUGUACAAGAUGUAAACCAUGACACGCCAAGAAAGAUAAAUAUAUGCAUACAUUCUCUGCCAUAUAUUUGAAUCAUCGUCUCGUUUAUUUCGUCUCAUUAAUUCUCAGAGUUUACAUUACUUGUUGUGACAUUCAUCUUAAUUCUAUUUUAACGUUACUGGAUAAUCUGGAUUGUAAAUGUAAAUCGUAACUCAUAAGCGGAUCUCUUGCGGGUACCUUUAGUCGUGUUAGACUCUACUACCGUUUGUUUAUUUUUUCUCAAUUGGACACCACUCGAUACUCAAUUCAUUCAAUAACGCCGUUUUCUGACGUUCUUAGAACGACGUUUUACAAUUGGAAAAUGUAUACACACGUUCGCAGACUUCGUUGAUGAUGUUAGGAUGAUGAUGUUCAGCGGAGAUCUAAAACUAGCGCCUGUUUAAUUAUAGCCACAUGAUGAUUCGGUGAAAUCAUUGAUUUCCUAUCAUAAUCUGUCUCUAUCGAAUAUAUUAUAUAAAUAAGGGAAGAGGGCAGAGGUGUAAAACAGGUGAAACCAGGUGAGAAUUCAGGCGGUGUUGACAAUCGUUUGGUCCACUGGAUCGGGCGUGUUUUUCUUGCGAGUGUGUAUGUGUAUGUGUCUGUGUGAAAAAUAGGAAAUCUUUCUCUUUCUGUCGUGUCGUGGUAUAGGAGAGGCUUUCUGCGUGUAGAAAAUGGUUUUUAUAUGCAACGGAAACGCCGUGACAACGGUAGUAACAUAUACGUACAUUAUAUAUUUAUAUAUAUAGCGCGGUAGUAGGAUCUCCUCUCUCCUCUAUGUACAACUUACUUAAUCGUUUUUUAAUGCUGUUAUCAUUUUAUAUCAUUAUAACGUCAUGGUAAUAAACUGAAUCCACCA